Molecule: messenger RNA, 5762 nt
Organism: Plutella xylostella (diamondback moth)
Lineage: Eukaryota; Metazoa; Arthropoda; Insecta; Lepidoptera; Plutellidae
Source: RefSeq, a predicted model, not a curated record
AAAACUGGACAGUAUUUCUACUUUCUAGUCUGGCAACAUUAAAUCAAAUGCUAUUUUGAUUUUUGCUUCCCGCCGGCUUUGACGGUUUUGCUUUUUGCACGUGCAAUUUUAUUUUCACCAAAUUAAAUUCGCGUAAUGGAAUAGGUACUCGAGUUUCAUCUAAACUAAGUGAAGACUUCGAUUGAUUUUUGCCCACAUGAUACAAUGUCCCCCUCACCUCCAAUUCGCUGUCGUGGGACGUGGAAAUUACACAAACGCUCGUCGGAACAGGACAGAUGGCUAGACGAGAUGGGAUUUUUCCGAAAACAUACUGCUAGGGAUUCCAGCUGUUUGUUCAGAGCAAUAUCUGAGAAUAUCUAUAACACCCAGCGGUACUUCCAUAAGGUCCGCCUGGACUGUGUACAGUUCAUGGCAACAGAAAGGCACUUAUUUGAAGGGUCAUUGACUUGUCCUUUUGAGAACUAUCUGAAGGAGAUUGCGAACCCCUCAGAAUGGGGUGGCCUUCUUGAGAUAUCUGCUAUGAGCCACCUUUACAGACGAGACUUUGUAAUAUUUGAAGCUAACAAGGGCCCACAAAGUAAGAUAUGUAAUGGCUACGGCAACACCAUAUAUCUGUUCUAUUCCCCUGACACCAAGCACUUUGACGCAGUUUACACAAAAGAAUUCAUAAACACAUCAUCGUUUUGCCAAUCUGUGGUAUAUGAAAUUCUUUACGAUGGAGUAUAUCAACUGAAAGACCUGCCAUAUGCUGUUGACAAAAUGCUGCAUGACAAAGUUCCCAGCAAUCACAUUGAAUACUUUAUGUCUGAAAAUGUUGAGAGGCGCAAGAAACAGAAAGAGAAAGCCAAAGUCUUCAUUGAAUCUGCCAAUGAGGAGGACAAGGACAAACAGACAAAUGCUGUCACACUCAAGUGCAAGCAUCACACUGAAGACAUUGAAAGAGCAAGUCUUCUCAAGGAAUCCCUCAGCAUCUUUGUCUUCAAUCGCAGCCUGAUCCAACUAGAGAAUGUCUGUCUGAACUGCCUGAAUGUGAACAGUGCUAAAGACCUUCUCGAUCACGGAAUCACUCCCUUCCCAUACAAGGUUGCCAAGGCCCUAGACCCAGACAUUUAUAGGAACAUUGAAUUUGAUGUCUGGAGUGAAGUGAGACGAGAAUUACGUUACGGUGGAAGAUAUUCAGAUGGCACCACCCUUCAGGUGGGUGUGAAGUGCCUGUGCAAACUGCAGCCUGAUCAGUCGGUUCCAUACCAUUGUCACAUCCAAGAGAUGCGUCCCGACGGAGGCCCGUGCCUAGUAUUCAUUGAGGAAUUGGGCGAGAAACGUGUAGUGGACUUUGAACAGCUGGAGCCAUUGCCCCUGGAGGAAGUGCGCCCCUGGGCCCCACCGUACAGAUACUCGCGGUCCAACUCACAAUUCUUGACUUUAAGCCAAAUGUUGCAACAAAUAGGCAGCAUCACCCGUAAGCAAGGAUUGGGUAAGUCCCGUAAAAGCAAGGCCCCCAUUGAAGAACCACAGAAACCGCCAGAAAAGGUUACCAGUCUCCCCAAGGAGGAAACCCUGCUACCCUGGGAUGACGAUAAUCCGAAGUCCAUCGAUAGUGAUUACGAAAUGGACUCUUACAUGCCAGAGAAUAACGUUAACUUUUCCAUGUACCAGCACCUGGACCUGGUCAACUUUGAACCGAUGCCAAUCUCUAUCCUCGCUGCCCCCCUGAUGGUGGACUGCCGGCCGGCGGGCGCGGCGCCGCACGAGCUGCCGCACAAUGGACCAGCCACCGAGACCCACCACGGACCCUCGCCCCGGAUUGCGGGCGCGGGCGGAGAGCCGGGCGGGCCGGGCGCGGCGCCCUCGCCCGGGGUGCGCGCCUCCACGCCUGCCGCCGCCAACGCUGUCAACACUUAUACUGGCGGCAUGAACCCCGCCCCAGUAGCCUACGCGGGCGUGGGCGCGGCGCCCUACGUGUGCGGCAUGAAGGUGUGGUGCGCGCCGCCGCCGCCGCCGCCGCCCGCCGUCAACCCGCAUGUUUACAAGAGCGUGCACGCUAAUGGCGCCGAUCUGCCCAUUAAUGACAUCCCGACGCUCCGCUACUACUUCAACCUGGGCGUGGAGUGCAUGUGGGCCGCGUACGGGCCGCCGCCGCCGCAGCCGCCGCCGCGACACUACUCGCCGAGGGACCUCGCUCAGGACAUGCAGCAGAUAUCCCUGCACGAGCGUCCGGCCAUGGCCCACAACGGGCCCGAGCAGGGCCACAAGCACAAGCCGCCGCCGACCAACGACAACAAGGGGAACGGACAGAACAAGGGCAACGGACAACGGCCUCUGUUGGGACCCAGGUUCAAGCGCGGCAACAACAACCAAGAUGGCGGAAACGGGAACUCCAACAACCACCAGAACAAGGGCCACAACAACACCGGCAAUAAGGGACCUAACAACCGUCGCAACUCAACAACCGACCGCGGCUACCCCGAGGCGGACAUCCCGCCCGAGCCCCCGCUGCUGGCGCUGCCGUACAUGCCGUACCCGCCGCCGCCCGUGUACCCUGUGCCCUACUACCCCAUCGAGGCCGGCCCCGGUGCGUACCCCAUGUACUACCCCGUCGAGAAUGAACAGGGUAUGAUGGGCAUGGUAGGCGGGGUCGGCUAUGUGCCCUACGAGGAAGGCGUGGAAUACGGCGCCCCCAUGCAGUACUUGCCGCCCUACCCGCCCCCGCGCCCCCCGCACCACAUGCCCGAACACUAAGCCGCCUACCCGACCAACUGUAAUACCAAACAUGCUAAGCGAAACUUCAUUAUCUUCCUACACCUCUUUAAUUUGGCUGCGUAACUUAAAUACAGAUUUUAUGACCACAGCAUUAGCCCAAGUUAUAGUUGUGCACAUUGGUUACAUAUGGUUGCCAUUCAUAUUGUUAUUAAUAAUUUGAAUUGCUAUCAGAAGUGGGUAGAAGAUGGAUGAUCGACAGUCACUCGAGUAGAUUAAACUUCACUGGUAUUGAAACAAAAGUAAUUUAAUUAUGACAAUGAAAGCAGUUUUGAGUUACCCAAUAACUAUUAAUAUUUCAAUUGGUUAAUGUUGAUUUUCUUAUCAAUGUAAUAAAGACGGUGAAGUUUCUUCUACGAAAAACUAUGACGUGUCGAUUAAAAUUGUGUUAGAGAUCUCGCGAAAACUUCUUUUCAUUUUCAAAUUGUUAAGAAACCAAAUCCAUAAGCAAAUAUUACGUUUACUUCCAUUCAUUACAAUUAACUCAUAGUGCCUGCAGGCAGGACCCACGACAAAACAUUGACUAAAAUUCAUAUUUUUCGCGAGAUCCCUUUCCUCUUGAAAGCAAAAUAAGGACUUGCUUGUGCCAAAUACAUGUAAAGUCGUCUUUUCUGGUCCAAACUUUAUAAACUAGUUUUCAGUUAUCAAAAGAAUUCAAACAUAUCUUAACUUUGGCUCAAGCUAACAACGAAAAUGCUCAUCGAACACGGUAUACGAUAUAUAAUCUCACACUGAUAAUUUAUAUUGAUAUUUCUUUUUGUGAUUCCAAUUUUUUGUUACAAGAAUAUUGUUUUACCAUUUACUUAAAUUGGUGUGAUUUUAUACAAAGCUGUCGUGUGUAGUCGCCGGUUCAAAACCUAUCUGCGACACGGGGACUCGAGUUAAUCUACAGGAAUACAUGUCAAUUAUUAUUCGUGUAUUUUAGAAAUGAUUAGAAUGCUUCCCUGUUGACAGAUGUUUGAGCUAAGUGAGCCGGCUAAUACACACACAGCAGACGAUUUGGUUGUUGUUGUUUAUUGUUAAAUACCUUCGUUGAUAUACAUAAUAAAUGUGACGAUGUAUGAAUAUUAAGUAUAUGUAUUGUCUACAUGUCUAUAUUAUAAACUGUAACAGUGUGUGUAAAAUUCCAUGUAAUUGUCUGUACUUAUGUGUAUCUAACAACCUUGUAUGGAGGGAGCGAACUUGACGAUUUCGAUUGAUGUAAACAUUCCGCACACUUUUCAGACUGAAUGAAAUUAAAUUGUUCACGAUCUAUUAGGCCUUAAACUUAAAAUUCAAUGUUGAAAACAGUUUUUUAAAAAUAACAUUUGUGAUGAGAACGACUGAUCACUUUAGCGUUUUUAAACGUUUUUAUCAAUAUAAAAAUGACGUAAUUUUGGAACUUCGGAUCCCUACGUGUUCACUGGUGCUGCAGAAUGUUAAGGGGACAGGGUCACAUAUUUUUCUAGGAGUCGGCUUAGAAUACAUACAAGUUGUAGCGCAAAGCUGUAUAUCAUUCCUUGUAACGAGUACAUUUAAGCGAUUUAUACCUAGUUUUUAUCACUCAAAUUUAAGGAUUCCUCUACAUUUCCUAAGUUUUCAACUAAGUCUUCUCUCUGCCACAAAAUAUGAGUUUAAGGUUAAGACAGUUAAAAAGUCAUUAAAAAGUAAAGGAUUUAAGCUGAACGAUAUUUCGUUGUUUGUGUAUGUUUAGUUUAACUAGUAUAAGUUACAUUGUUCAUCUCCACUAAAUUUAGGAUAAUACUUAAAAAGUAGGUUUACUUUACCAUUUAAGAUCCUGAGAUCUCAAGUUCAGAGUAACGUUUGCUUAAUGUAACCCUCUUGUAUCGAUAACACCGUUAUGAAUCUCCACAACAAUAGUAUUUAGUUGAAAACAUACGUAUCCUAUUUGAUCUCAUCUUGGGAAACUGGUAUAUCAGUAACAAACCUCGGUGCUUGGGUAGUUUAUUCUAUUAUUAAUAUUACCUUUAUAUUUCUAUACAUUCUUACAUUGACUUAAACUGACGAGAUCAAAAUUUAUUGUAGCUUUGGUAAAAAACCUAGUCGUCGCAUUUAAUUUGGUUAAGGGUCCGCUUUGUGAAAGUAAACUGAAACAAUAAUAUUGUGUCAAAUUAUUUGGCUGUGACUCGAAUGUAAUCUCGGAAAUUAAAGCUAGAACGAGAAAGUGCAGAGCAUUGAUUACAUCAGAGGAAAAUUAUACGGACACAAUCUAAUCUAACAUAACUAUUUAACUAUAAACCGACCAUAUUUUGUGAACACAUCCGCCCAAAUCUGAAAAUACCUACUAUUUACACACAAACCUCACCGAUUAUAAACAUUUGUAAUCUUCACAAGUAAAAUGUCUACUUAUGCGGUAUGAAACAACAGAACUUUAUAAAACUUCUUACAGUAUACAUAGUCAGUGUACCUUCUAUAUACGAAUAUUUUUAACGUAGAUUUCAGUCAAUACCUUUUAUAAAUGUGUACAAUAUGUUAAAAAAAUAAAAGAAAAACAACAAAAAAAUAUUUAAUUAUCUAUGUGUUGUGUAGGUGUGUAUAAUAUUCCGUAUAAAGUUUCAGUAUUAGUUUGUAAAACCUCUAGGAGUUAGAUUUUAUUUUAGUCGUUAAUUAAUGUUUAAACUUACCAUAGAGUAGUGUUACUUUUUUUUAAGAAUACUUUCAGUUACUUUUACCGUGAAAUGUAUCAAUUUACCGUAGUCAAAUGUGUCGUGCCAAUAUUCAAAGUGUAUUUUUUGAUUUAGAUGUGGCAGAUUCGAAUCAAUGGUUGUUGUCUGACAAAGAACAAACAAUGUGUUUUUUCGCUGUUAAAUGUAGUAAUACUUACCUAAAUGUUCAAUUGUGUUGUGAAUAUUACAUACAAAUAUAUAUCAUAUAUAUCUAUCGUAUAUAAUAAUAAAAGGUAUAUAUCUUAAAACUGUACCCGACUUUGUGAAAUUGUCCGCCUUUGAGGUGAUAUUGUAUUUUUUUCCAAAUUCCAUCCAAUAAAAGUAUACUGAUUUUUCAAA